AUGUCGCAAUACGAAGUGAACGCAGACCUCCUCCCCAUCACAAUUUCCGCAAAUAACUUCACUCCAACGCCCAGUGCUUCACGGUCUGAUCUCCUCUACUCCACUAUCGAAGCCACCAUCCAAGAUGUGCAAACUCGAUCUGUGCUUCAUCGCCCAGAACUCAUUGAAAUUACGGGUAUUACAAGACAAGAAGGUGAACGACUAUGGGACAGACUUGAAGAAAAUUUCGAGUCGGGUGGGAUUCGAAAGUGCUUUAAUUCACGCGCCAGAACUUUGAGUAUCAGGCUGUAG
Molecule: messenger RNA, 291 nt
Organism: Penicillium verrucosum
Lineage: Eukaryota; Fungi; Ascomycota; Eurotiomycetes; Eurotiales; Aspergillaceae
Exons: 1
Coding region: 1-291 (96 amino acids)
Source: RefSeq, a predicted model, not a curated record